Molecule: messenger RNA, 6705 nt
Organism: Jaculus jaculus (lesser Egyptian jerboa)
Lineage: Eukaryota; Metazoa; Chordata; Mammalia; Rodentia; Dipodidae
Product: centromere-associated protein E
Exons: 44
Coding region: 1-6705 (2234 amino acids)
Biological process (GO): mitotic cell cycle; microtubule-based movement
Cellular component (GO): microtubule
Molecular function (GO): ATP binding; plus-end-directed microtubule motor activity; microtubule binding
Source: RefSeq, a predicted model, not a curated record
AUGGCGGAGGAGGUGGCGGUGGCCGUGGCCGUGGCCGUGUGCGUGCGGGUGAGGCCCGUCUGUAACAGGGAAGGACUGGAAGAAGCUACUCAUGUUUAUUGGAAAAGUGACAAUAAUGCUAUUUAUCAGAUUGAUGGGAGUAAAUCCUUCAGUUUUGAUCGUGUCUUUCAUAGUAAUGAAACGACUAAAACCGUAUAUGAUGAAAUCGCAGUACCCAUCAUCGAUUCUGCCAUCCAAGGCUACAAUGGUACUGUAUUUGCCUAUGGGCAGACAGCAUCAGGAAAAACACAUACCAUGAUGGGUUCAGAAAAUUGUUUAGGAGUCAUCCCGAGAGCUAUACACGACAUUUUUCAAAAAAUUACGAAGCUUCCUGAGAGAGAGUUCCUCUUACGGGUAUCAUACAUGGAAAUAUAUAAUGAAACCAUUACAGAUUUACUUUGUAACACUCAGAAAGUGAAACCACUGAUAAUUCGGGAAGACAUCAAUAGGAAUGUGUAUGUUGCUGAUCUCACAGAGGAAGUGGUUUCUACAUCAGAAAUGGCUCUGCAAUGGCUCUCCAAGGGAGAAAAAAACAGACAUUGUGGAAUAACAAAAAUGAAUCAAAGAAGCAGUCAUUCACAUACCAUUUUCAGACUGAUUUUAGAAAGUAGAGAAAAAGGUGAAUCUUCAAAUUGUGAUGGCUCUAUUAAAGUGUCACAUUUGAAUUUGGUGGAUCUUGCAGGCAGUGAAAGAGCUACUCAAACAGGGGGUGAAGGUGUGCGACUCAAGGAAGGCUGCAAUAUAAAUCGAAGUUUAUUUAUUUUGGGACAAGUGAUCAAGAAACUUAGUGAUGGGAAAAUUGGUGGUUUCAUACAUUAUGGAGAUAGCAAAUUAACACGAAUUCUUCAGAAUUCCUUGGGAGGAAAUGCUCAAACACGUAUUAUUUGCACAAUUACUCCAAUUUCUUUUGAUGAAACACUUUCUACUCUCCAGUUUGCCAGCACUGCUAAAUAUAUGAAGAACACUCCUUUUGUGAAUGAGGUAUCAAGUGAUGAAGCACUGCUAAAACGAUACAGAAAAGAAAUAGUGGAUCUGAGUAAACAAUUAGAAGAAGUAAGCGUAAAGACUCGGGUACAAGAAAUGGAAAAAGACCAAUUGGCCCAACUUUUAGACGAAAAAGACUUGCUUCAAAAAGUACAGGACAAGAAAAUUCAGAACUUAAAGUGGAUGCUGGUCACCUCGUCUUCUAUUGCCUUGCAACAGGAACUAAAGUCCAAAAAGAAGCGAAGAGUUACUUGGUGCUUAGGCAAAGUUACCAAAAUGAGUGAUUCAACUGAUGUAAAUGAAUUUGAAGUGCCAGCAAAUGUAACAACCAGAAGACACAAAUCUUCCAUAACUGUAUCAGGAGAAAGCGAUGAAUCUGUGUGUGUUGAGACUGAUACCUUUAGUAAUACUCUCGAAUCACUAACUGAGACAGAAUGGAGCUCAGCAACAACGCUACUAAGUCAGGAGAACUUAGAAGGCGAGCUGAAUUCCCUUCAUGCUAAAUAUGAUAAUUUGGUAUUAGACAAUGAACAGCUAAGAAGACAAAAUGAAUACCUGGAAUUGAAAUUAACAGAAAAAGAUGGUGUAGGUGAAUUUGAGACUCUAGAAAGAGAAGGUAAAAAAGAUCAAGAGGUGGAACUAAUUCAUGAAAUUUCCAACUUAAAGGAUUUAGUUAAGUAUGCAAAAGCAUAUAAUCAGGAUCUGGAGGUAAACGCUAUAAGUUCAAAAGUUGAACUUCUUAAAGAUAAAGAAGCCCAGAUUAAGAAUUUACAGAAACACAUAUACAUACCAAACUCUACUAUAAAAAUGGACUUGUCAUAUUCAUCGGAAACCACUGAAGACCUAAAACAAAUGAAACAAGAUUUGGUUGAUACAGAAGCUGUAGUCCUUUAUGCCAAGAGAAAAUCAACCUUCCUUACACGUGAAAACCUGGAGCUGAAAGAGAAAAUAAAAAAACUUUUAAACUCCUGCAAGGAAAUGGAAAAUGAUAUUCAGCUAUAUCAACGCCAGUUGGAGACGGAAAAGAAAAAGCAAGCUGAUCUGGAUAAAGAAUUGCAAUCUUCUUUUAAUGAAAUAAGAAAACUCAAUUCCCUCUUAGAUGGCAAAGUUCCAAACGACUUGCUCUGUAAUUUGGAAUUGGAAAGAAAGAUUGAUGAUCUCCAAAGUGAACUUAAUAAAGAAACUAAUGAGAAUGAAACUUUGCGCAAAGAAGUGAAAUUGCUCUCAGAAUUAAAACCUUUAUCUUUGGAAGUGCAAAUACUAAGGACAGAGAUACAUAAGAAGUCUAAAGAGCUCACUAUAAUAACUUCAGAAAAAGAAAAAUUAUUUUCUGAAGUAGUUCAUAAAGACAAUAAAAUUCAAAGUUUACUUGAAGAAAUGGGGAAAACUAAAAGUGACCUUGCAGCUUCCCAGCUGGAUUGCAGGAACAUUGAUGAAGAAUUUCAAAAUUUCAAAACUCUUCAUAUGGAAUUUGAGCAAAAAUACAAAAAUAUCCUGGAAGAGAAUGAGAAAAUGAAACAAGAGGUAGGAAAUCUCUCUAAAGAUGCAGAAAGCAUUAGUGUAAGUUUGACAAGUGAACUUUCUGGAAAGACUCAGGGGCUCCAGGAGGAAACAGCCAAGGGUCAGGACAGGUUAGAUGAGGUGGAACAACUGAAGGAAGAGCUAGAAAACAAGGAUUCUGCGCUGCGAUCUGUGGAAAAGGAGAACAGCCUGCUAACUGAGAUGCUACCACAAAUAUUCGAAGAAGUAAAAACUUUGACUCAAGAAAAAGAUGACCUACAGCAACUCCAAGAGAGCCUGCAAAUUGAGAGAGACCAACUUAGAAAUGACAUUCAGGACACAGUAAAUAUGAACAUAGACACUCAAGAACAAUUGCGCACUGCACUCAAAUCUUUGAAGCACCACAAAGAAACCAUUAACACACUGAAAAGGAAUACUUCUGAGGACUCUUCUGAGACGCUGCAUACAGUGGAUGCUAAAGGGUUACUUUUAUACUUUGAUGAUGCUGUUUUGUCAUGUUCUACUGAGCAUCAGACCGAGACCUUCUACAUAUUAGACAAGUGCUCCACCAGUGACCUCCAUCCCUCACUUGACCUGGAAAAAGAAGAUGGACUAAGAAUUGCUUAUGUGCACCUGAAAGAGCAGCAAGACACUAUCGACAAGCUCAGGAGGGCUGUUACCGACAAGACAGAUGAACUAGCAGCUGUGCAGAGGGACUUAGGACAUGCAAAUGCUGCUGCAAAAGCACAGAUCCAGGAACUUAAAGAAAAAGAAGAUCGACUUAGAAAAGCAAAUGAUGAUCUUGUGGGACUCAUGGAUCAAAAGGAAGAAUUGAAGAAGCGACUCGAAACCCAGAAUUCAGUUCUGGAAUCCGCAGAAAUGGAGAAGUUAAGGCUGACUAAGGAACUUCAUGAAAACCUUGAAGAAAUAAGAUUUCUUACUGAUGAAAAUGAUAGCCUAAAACUUGAGGAGGAAACCCUCAGAGCAGAGCGAGACCAACUGAGGGAAAGCCUUACAAGAGCAGAAGCCAAUAUCCAAGAAGCUCAAGGCGGAGAAUGUUCCUUUACUGUGGGGGAAAAGGAUGGUGAUACUACGAAGAUAAGUAAGAAAGGACCACUGAAGAGGCGGUUCAAAGCCAGUUAUUCAGCACCACCAAGAAUAGACAUAGAAAAGUUGCCUGGGAGCCUUGAAGGCCAUGGGAAAGUGGGUGCCCUACACCAACUACAGCGGAGUCUUCCCUCACAGCAGGACCGCUUCACAGGCCACAUAAGAGAAGUCACAGCCAAACUUCUGGAAGCCGAGGAAGAACUUAAAAUUGCUCGUUGUUGUCUGAAAGAGCAACACGAAAAGAUUAAUAGAUUGACAGUGAACCUAUCAGAGAAGGAGUAUGAAAUAUCUACCUUUCAGAUGCAGCUGGAAUCAGCCAAGCAUGAAUUACAGAGAAAGCAAGAGCUUGAGGAGAAAGAGAAAAACUUUCUUAAGACAGAUUCUAUUGAUGGCACCGCAGAAAAUGCAUGUCUAACAGAACACUUGAAAGAGCAACUUGAGGCCAAGAGGUCAGCUCUGGAAAAUGUGGAAAUGCAGAAUGUGAACUUGACUCAAAGACUAAAUGAGAAAAUUGAAGCAAUGAGAUGUGACCUGGAAAAAGAAGAUGAACUAAGAAUUGCUCACAUGCACCUGAAAGAGCAGCAAGACACUAUCGACAAGCUCAGGAGGGCUGUUACCGACAAGACAGAUGAACUAGCAGCUGUGCAGAGGGACUUAGGACAUGCAAAUGCUGCUGCAAAAGCACAGGUCCAGGACCUUAAAGAAAAAGAAGAUCAACUUAUUAAAGCAAAAGAUGGUCUGGUGGAAUUCAUGUGUCAAAUGGAAGAAUUGAAGAAGCGACUCGAAACCCAGAAUUCAGUUCUGGAAUGUGCAGAAACAGAGAAGUUCAGGGUGACUAAGAAACUUCAUGAAAACCUUGAAGUAAUAGGAUUCAUUACUGAGGAAAAUGCUAACCUAAAACGGGAGGAGAAAACCCUCAGAGCAGAGCAAGACCAACUGAGGAUUCAAGAACUGAAGGAAAAUGAACUUGAACUUCUUAAAUUAGAAGGAGAACUCAGUGAAGCACAGAAACAACUCAAGGAACAAGGCAUGACUCUGAGUAAGAUAGAGAUGGAGAAUUUAACUUUGGCUCAGAAACUUCAUGAAAACUUUGAAGAAAUAAAGACUCUUGUAACAGAAAGAGAUAACCUAAGGAAUGCAGAGGAGAUACUCAAACUGGAAAGAGACCAACUUAAGGAGAAAUUAGAGAAAAUCACAGCUAAAGAUCUAGACACAAAACAAGAACUAACAAUUGCUCACAUGCAUUUGAAAGAACAAGAAGAAAAUAUUAAUAAACUAAGAGAGGAACUUGGUGAAAAGACAACUCAAAUUUCAGACAUCCAGAAGGAUUUAGAUAAAUCAAAAGAUGAAUUACCAAAGAAGAUCCAAGAACUUCUGAUGAAAGAGCUUCAGCUUUUUAAAGAAGAUUUCAGUAAAACUUAUGCCAAAGUGAAUGAAAUAGAACAAUUGAAGAAAAAAUAUGAGGCCCAACAUACAUCUGUGCAUAGUAUGGCUACAAACAAUUUUCACUUUAUUAAAAGCAUUUAUGAAAACCUUGAAGAAAUAAAAAAUGUAGCUAAGGAAUGCAGUGAGCUGAGGAAGAUAAAAGAGUCUCUCAAAAUGGAAAGAGACCAAUUCCAAGAAUCCAUAAGAAAAACAAAAACUAGAAACCACAAAGGGGAGGAAAAACACAAAAGAAAAUUGCUAUAUGAUGCAGAACAACACCCUACAGAAAGCCUGAAAGAAAAAUGCCUGAAGAUAAAAGAGCUUCUGAAGAAGUACUCAGAAAUGGAUGCUGAUUAUGAGUGUUUGGAUAGAUUGUCUCUUGAUUUGGAGAAAGAAAUUGAAACCCAAAAAGAGCUUUCACUUAGAGUAAAAGGAAACCUGUACCUUCCAUACUCACAAACCAAACAGAUUGAAAAACUUCUUGCAGAAAACCAAAGGUGUUCCAUAGAAUCCUACAGAGUCAUGAAGAAACUUAAGUAUGUGUUAAGCCAUGUUACAAGGAUAAAGGAAGAACAGCAUGAUACCAUCAAUAAAUUUGAAUUGGCUUUUGUUGAAGAAGUAGAGAAGCAAAAUGAAUUGCAAAAUACAAUUCAGUGUAUUGAUAUGGCUUACAAUGCGCCAGCAUCCAGAGAAUUAAAGGAUCUCAAAUUGAACACAAAUAUCGACCUACAUAUUGAGGAAAUUCUCAAAGAUUUCUCAGAAUAUGACUUCCAAAGUAUAAGGACUGAAUUUCAACAACUAUUAAAUGAUCAAAAAGAAAGGCGUCAGUUCUUGGAAGAAUGGUUGAGUGCUCCUUUUGAUGUAGAAAAACUUAAACUUGCUAUCCAGAGAGAAAACAGUAGCUUAUUCCAAGUGAAUAAUUUCUAUAAUGAUAAGAUAACUGCCAUAAUAAAUGAAUCCACAGAGUUUGAGGAAAGAAGUGCUAUCAGAUCAAAAGACUGGAAAUGCGACCUAAACGUCAUGAAAGAAAAAACUAAAAAACUAGUUGAAGACUACCAAUCUUUGACAGCUUCUCAAUCUACUGUCCAGAUUUGUUCUACGACACCAAGCAGGAAGACUCAGCAUGUUGCCUCAGGACGCAUACAGACGACUGCAGAAAAAAUUCAGGAGCUAGAAACUUCCCUACAUGAAGCUAAAGAAAGUGCUGUACGUAAAGAAGACAAGAUUGUAAAGUUGCAGGAAGAAUUAAAAGUGACUAAUGACAUAAUAGCAAAACUUGAGAACAAAGUUAAUGAAUCAAACAAAUGUCUUGAAAAAGCAAAAGAAACCAUUCAGUUACUUCAGGACGAAGUUGCUGUAAGAGCUAAACUUCAUAAAGAAGAAAUUGAAUACCUAGAUACAAAACUGGUGAAAGCAUACCUAGAAAAGAUGAAAAAUGGCAGAGAACAUGAAAAAGAAAUGAAUUCUAUAAAAGCUACUAUUGAAUAUCAAAAAGAAACGAUAAGGGCACUAAGAGAAAAUCUCAGAAGAAAUCAACAGCCCCAAGAUACUUCACAGGAACGAAUAAUGGAAACAAAUAGUCUGGAUGCUACGCCAGAUCUGUGGCCCUCCUCCUCAAGAAAAGAAACAGAUGACUGCAAAGUGCAGUAG